ACUGCGCUCAGAGCCUGCAGACAGACAGUAGUCCAGCACGCCGGGGGAGGACAGGCAUCCCAACUUGUUGGUUCUGAGGACAACACUAAAUAACUAAACAAACGUGCUUGUUUGUCUCCAAGUUUGACUUCUUAGGACAUAUCAAAUUAUUGUAUACCCCGAACGAACGACAACUAUUGGCAGGUUAUUAACUACUUUUUUUUUUUUUUACUUCUUGGAAUAUUCUCCGGGCAUUAGGAGCCUGCAUCGCAGUCUGUUUUAAUUGAAGGGGUCAACCCAGUGUCCGAGGAAGACACAAUGUUUGCAUUGUGACCUUUUGUUCCGGACAAGGUUAUCCUCAACAGGAGAGUAUUCAUAGACAGACCGGCCAGACGGACUGACACGGUCUAAUCAUGGACGGGGCCAACGAUGUGGAUCUGUCCAACAAUAACAUCACCCCGUUGUGGAAGCGACGCACUGACUGUUAUGGCACCAGGGCCGGCAGCAAGGCCAAACCCAGACCCCUUAGUUACCAGAUAGGUGGGGUUCACAUGACAGACUUUCCCGUGGAGGACAAGGGCCCCAUCAAGAUCAGCCAGCCCUUGGAGACGGUGGUCGCAGAACCGGUAAUCAAGAACACGUCGGUGUUGAAACACGUCCUAAACAAACCGUCCAGGAAGACUCGCGUAGUUCGGAGCAUCAGUAUCGGACAUCUCUCAAAUGCGCGCUACGCCUUGUCACGGUUCAUGUCCAGUGAGGGCAAAUCAGCGUCUCUGGACAAUAGAGUGAGAAAUGGAGGCUAUGAGAAUGGGAAAACCACCGUUAAGUGCCCUCAAGACGAACAAAAAUGCAGGUCCACUCCAGUGGCGCCAAACUCUCCGAGAGACAGCAGCGCUUUUGGCAACGGCUCGUCAUCACCGGAAGACGUUGCCUCAACGCCGACACUGUCUUCCCCUGACCUAUCCCCCCUCACCCCCAACAACAACCGCUACAACCACAACCACAAUCACCACCGCCCGCCCUCCCCCUCCUGCCCCGGUGCCCCCGUCCCCAGCCCCUCUCCCCCCGCCCGCCGCACCCCUCCCCUCUCCCACUGCUCCUCCUCCAGCAUCCCCUCCCUCUCGUCCUCCCACUCCUCGGGGCCCCCCACCCCGCGCUCCCCGUCGCCCGCCGACUCGGUGACCAUGCUCAGCCGGCAGACGUCCUCGGCGUCCGCUGCCUCCGCCCGCGACGACCCCCGCUCGUCGCACGUCCGAUCUCCGUCCUCCUGCUCCUCUUCCUCCUCCUCCACCGCCUCCACCUCCGCCUCGUCCUCCCCCUCACUGACCUCCCCCAGCCCCGCCUCCCCGGUGCCCUCGGUGGUCCUCAGCACGCACAGCCCCGCCGCCCAGAAGAUGGGCACCCAGCAGCUCAUCCCCAAGGGCCUGGUGUCGGACACGCGGCCGGGGCUGGGCGGACUGGCCGGCCUCCUGGGGCUGGACAGCUCCAAGAGGGCCUUGAAGAGCCGCAGCAUGGUGGAAACCGGGGCCUUCUUCUCCACGGGUCUAGCCCCGGAGGUGGACGGCGACAGCCCGGGAACCCUGCAGAGGGGGCUGAGGAGCACGUCCUACCGCAGGGCGGUGGUGUGUGCCGACGAGACCCCCAAGGCCUGUAAGCCCACGCUCAAAGGGCUGCAGGAGGGGGAGGACUCACCUGACGGCCGGCCCUGCCGCAGCUGGAGCCCCGGCUGUACUCCCAGCGCUGCCAAGCAGCUUUUCGCCACAGAGGGGCCGGUCAAACCGGCCAGCCCCGGGACAGUGAAGCCCUCCAGUCCAGGAACAGUGAAGCCUUCCAGUCCUGGCACUAGAAAGACUGCCACCCUCGGAAAAAACAAGAAUCCUGAUAGAACAAAGCGACUGAUAAGUCAACGCACGUUUGACAGCGAAGAGGAGGAGCUGUACCAGAACUACCAGGAGAAAGCGCUGCACAAUGACUCUGACGAGGACGCCGAGGCCAGCGUGCCUCAGCCAGAUGACCGCAUCGUGGUGCAGUACCGGCCCAUACGGACCUCCUGGAGCCAGCUCAGCGUGGUUAAGAAAAGUGGCCUCUCUGACAAGCUGAGCCUGGAGGAACGCAAAAGGCAGGAGGCCAUCUUCGAGGUGAUCUCCUCGGAGCACUCCUACCUCCACAGCCUGGAGGUUCUGAUCCGCAUGUUCAAGAACUCGCCGGAGCUCAGCGACGCCAUGACCAAGACGGAGCACCACCACCUCUUCUCCAACAUCACCGACGUCUGCGCCGUCAGCAAAAAGUUCUUCAACGAGCUGGAGGACAGGCAUCAGCAGAACAUCCUGAUCGACAGCAUCAGUGACAUUGUCAAUGAGCACGCCCAGUCCAACUUCGACCGCUACAUCACCUACUGCUCCAACGAGGUCUACCAGCAACGCACGCUGCAGAGGCUAGUGUCCACCAGUCCCGUGUUCAAGGAGGUACUGACCCGCAUCGAGAGCCACCCUGACUGCAGGAACCUGCCCAUGUUCUCCUUCCUCAUCCUGCCCAUGCAGAGGAUCACACGCCUGCCUCUGCUCAUGGACACCAUUUGUCAGAAGACCCCUAAAGAGUCAGAUCGAUACGAGGAGUCUAAGAAGGCCCUGCAGGCCAUCAGCAAGGUGGUGAGGAACUGCAACGAAGGCGCCCGCACCAUGGAGCGGACGGAGAUGAUGUAUACCAUCAACUCGCAGCUGGAGUUCAAGAUCAAGCCGUUCCCCCUGGUGUCGUCGUCCCGCUGGAUGGUGAAGCGAGGGGAGCUGACGGCGCUGGUGGAGGAGAACGGGAUCUUCCUGAAGCGCACAGCCCGCACGCACGUCUACUUCUUCCUCUUCAACGACGUCCUCAUCGUCACCCGCAAGAAGAGCGAGGAGAGCUACACGGUGAUCGACUACGCACUGAGGGACCAGAUCUCGGUGGGCCCCAGCCAGGCGGAGGACCACAACCUGUCCCCUGUGCGGACCACCUCAAGCAUGCUGAGCUCCCGGCAGAGCGGCGCCUGCCACCUCUUCCGCCUGCGUUUCCGUAGCAACCACUCGGGCGACAAGGUGCCCAUGGUCCUGGGGGUGGAGUCGAUGAAUGAACGUGCUCGCUGGAUAAGCGCUCUGGGCCAGAACAACAACAAUAACAAGAACCAGGACAGAAGUAACGCCAUGCAGGUGGAGGUGAGCCGGACGUACACGGCCAAGCAGCCAGACGAGCUGUCCCUGCAGGUGGCCGACGUGGUGCUGGUGUCCGAGACGGUGGAGGACGGUUGGUACGAGGGCGAGCGACUGCGCGACGGGGAGAGAGGGUGGUUCCUGGCCGAGUGUGCCGAGCCAAUCACGUGCCAGGCCACCAUUGAGCGCAACAUGCAGCGCAUGGACCGCCUGCAGGGUCUGGAGACCAACGUCUGAGGAGGCUUGACGCCACAAACACUCUUCUCUCUUUGGGUCGAACCAACACUCCGCUUCCCUGAGGGGGACAGGUGGUCCCUGAAUCCCAUCAUUGACUUGUCCAUAAGCAACACACAAAUCUAAUAACCCUUUUAUUGUUUUACCUUCAUAAUGGAAUAACAAACCAGUGGCUUUACGAGAGACCUCUGCACUAGGGACGCUGGGAGGCCUGUGAUUCGCUGAUUACAACAAGCCAACACUGGCUUGAUCUUGAUGUCAACAACAGACUGCUGGUUCACCUCCCUCCGUUUGCUUGCUCUGUGUUUCACGAGCGAGUAACAUUCAGACAAACACGGGUUACGGAUGCUGACCCAGUCACCCACUGACCCGUGAGUCUGCAGAUGGGAGCUUUGGAAAGCCAGAUCCACUCUGUUCCUUUAUACACUCGCUGGCCUGGGAUAAAGUGGUGCAUGGAUCGCAAAGUCCCUCUCUCGUCGCCUUCCGAGGAACGACAACAAUGAGGGCUUGAUUUAGAUAAUUGUAAAGGUUAAAACACGUUUUAGAAACAAGUGUGCGCCAGAA
Gadus morhua (Atlantic cod) is the source of this 3959-nucleotide messenger RNA. RefSeq names its product rho guanine nucleotide exchange factor 26. The record is from RefSeq and is a predicted model, not a curated record. Gene Ontology annotation, biological process: activation of GTPase activity. The coding region runs from base 393 to 3398 and encodes 1001 amino acids. The transcript is spliced from 15 exons. NCBI's taxonomy places the organism in Eukaryota, Metazoa, Chordata, Actinopteri, Gadiformes, Gadidae. Gene Ontology annotation, molecular function: guanyl-nucleotide exchange factor activity; protein binding.